Messenger RNA from Dichotomopilus funicola, 504 nucleotides. RefSeq lists its product as uncharacterized. The transcript is spliced from 3 exons. Bases 1 to 504 code for a protein of 167 amino acids. NCBI's taxonomy places the organism in Eukaryota, Fungi, Ascomycota, Sordariomycetes, Sordariales, Chaetomiaceae. The record is from RefSeq and is a predicted model, not a curated record.
AUGUCCCCCCAAGAAAGGAUCCCCUCCCGGCAAAUCCAAGCCUACCACCGCCGCCAGCACCGCCACCACCAGCACGCUCUCUUCCCCCCCACCAACGACGUCCUCAGUGAGUCGGAGAUGGGAAGAAACAACUGGCAGAACAAUUACCCCGAGGCCUUUUUGCAUAUUGACCGGCGGUUGGAAGCGAUGGAUCAGACGAUGGUUUGGUUGAGGGCGAGGCUGAUCAACAUCCAAGCGGUACAGCACAACAGCCAAGUACGCACUUUGACCUCCCCCUUAGCAGGCAUGGUUUCGGUCCAAGAGGGUGAGAAUCCACAUACACCUGUUGGACAACCGAUUCCGAAUUUUCCGAGGACGGUGGAUCGGUUGGGGGCGAUGACUGCGAUUGAAUGCCGGAUUUUGUUGGAGUCGUUGGACUGUCCUUUUACCGAGUCGUGGGGGUGGUAUGGGCUGGAGGGGUUACAGGCGGCUGUAAGGGCUACGGUGGGAUUGACGGGGUGGUGA